Messenger RNA from Emericellopsis atlantica, 951 nucleotides. RefSeq names its product cell division control protein 42. Gene Ontology annotation, molecular function: GTPase activity; GTP binding. Gene Ontology annotation, biological process: small GTPase-mediated signal transduction. The record is from RefSeq and is a predicted model, not a curated record. Bases 1 to 588 code for a protein of 195 amino acids. Lineage: Eukaryota; Fungi; Ascomycota; Sordariomycetes; Hypocreales; Bionectriaceae. The transcript has 4 exons.
AUGGCCGUUGUCGCAACUAUCAAGUGUGUCGUCGUCGGCGACGGUGCUGUUGGCAAGACCUGCUUGCUCAUCAGCUACACGACCAACAAAUUCCCCUCCGAAUAUGUUCCUACCGUCUUCGAUAAUUAUGCCGUUACGGUCAUGAUCGGCGACGAGCCCUACACACUUGGACUUUUCGAUACCGCUGGUCAAGAAGAUUACGACCGUCUGCGUCCGCUCUCAUAUCCCCAAACCGACGUUUUUCUCGUCUGCUUCAGCGUCACCUCCCCCGCGUCCUUUGAGAACGUCCGGGAGAAGUGGUUCCCCGAGGUUCACCACCAUUGCCCGGGUGUGCCCUGCCUUAUCGUUGGCACGCAGGUGGAUCUGCGCGACGACCCAAGCGUCCGCGACAAGCUGGCCAAGCAGAAGAUGUCACCCGUGCGCCGGGAGGAUGGUGAGCGCAUGGCCAAGGAGCUCGGCGCUGUCAAAUAUGUCGAGUGUAGUGCGUUGACGCAGUACAAGUUGAAGGACGUGUUUGACGAGGCCAUUGUUGCCGCUCUCGAGCCGCCCGCACCCAAGAAAAAGUCACACAGGUGUCUUAUACUGUAACCGACCAACACUUCUCUCAGACUACAACCGCAAAUACCAUGGAAGCAAAAAGUGAGCGGCAAACGAGAAAUUGAUAGAGCCUGGGAUUUUGAUUUAGGAAACGGGCCUCGGCGGCUUGAAAGACCCGAGCAACGCAACAGCGACACACAGGAGCUAUCAAACGGGAGCUUGACAUACACCGCUUGGCUCCCCUGACAUGGACCGUCCAUGUGACAGUCCUGCAGCGUGCUGUCUCUGACGCUCGAGGCAAAGAGAUCUAAGGUGUUUUUUUGACUACCCCUUUUUGUUCGUGCGCUGCUUCUUCUUGUUCACUCUUCAUCUAUCUUAUGGGGUCGGGGAAUCACACCAAUGCCGACACGAAUG